AUGUCACUAUCAUCAUCUACAUUACAAGCGUUUGCAGUGGAAGGCAUCACUUAUUCUAUUCUUUGCUUCCUCCAUGUGUCCGAUGUUGAUGCUAUUGUAUCUCUUUUUCACGAAACAACGGAACUACAAGGACAUUUACAAGAUAAAUUACUCUGGACGCAGUUACUCAAGCAGCAUUUUAAAGGGUCACGAAAUAUCGAGUUGAGAUUCUCACAACAUCCAAUGCAAGAUCGAGGAUGGAAUUACACAAAUCGAGAGCUUACAUGCGUAGAGCUACAAGAAUUUUUACACUCAAUGGACGAAUGUCUAAACUUUGACAAAACAAUUCAAAUUGUAAAGGGUGAUAUUGGGGAUAUUCAAGACAUUGAUGGUCAAACUUUGGAUGGUAUUGCUUUCCCAACAAACUCACAUUUGACAAAUCACUAUAUAGGAAUGACGUGUGUAGCCAUGGUGUCGAUUUCUACGGGAAAUAUGGGUGUACCAGGAGAUGAAGGAGCUCAAGUGGCACUUCGUACGAUUCAAAAAUUUCUGCGUUUAAAUGACUGGAAGGGAAAACUUGCAAUUUUAGGUUUGAACGUCUACAGCAUUUCCCGUCCAUCAAUGAUUUUUUUCGACACUUACAUUACCAAGAUCUACAUACUAGUCGAUACGCACAUUCAACCGAAUCCUAUCAGCAUAUCACGUUUCCUUCCACGUGUGAUCGUGCAACAUUAG
Messenger RNA from Plasmopara halstedii, 714 nucleotides. RefSeq lists its product as uncharacterized. The record is from RefSeq and is a predicted model, not a curated record. The transcript is spliced from 4 exons. Lineage: Eukaryota; Oomycota; Peronosporomycetes; Peronosporales; Peronosporaceae. Bases 1 to 714 code for a protein of 237 amino acids.